UGGGCGCGGACGGAGAACGUGUACUGGGGACAGAAAGUGGGGAUCCGCUAAAGACUUUAGAGGAGUGCCUGGGUGGGGUGGGCUGGAGCUUGGGAGGCUUCAACAGGGUCGCCAACUGCUCCCGGCUCCGCUUCACAGGGACGGGGGUUGGGGACCAGCAGGACUUUGGAACCUACUACUGGAGGUGUUGCAAGAAAGAGGGCGCACGCUCUACACGCACGCUUGGCACCACGGCUCGCUGCAGCCAGCCGAGCCCCGCGGGUCACCCCCUACUCCAGGCCGCGGGUGCGGGAGCGUCCUCCGCAACCCGCACCCCUCCGUCUGCCUGGACCACCCGCAGAAGCAACUUGGCCCUGAGUGCAGGAGGCGGGCCCCGAAUCGCCCCGAGCCGGGGCGCGUCACGAGCGCCCGCUCCUGAUUGGCCGGCCGCGGCUGUCACGGGCCGGGCGCCCUGGGAUUGGUGUCGCCCGAGGCCAGAGCUGGAGUAACUGGACUCCGGGCGGCCGCUUGCAGUCCCGGAGCCUGAGGGGCUGGCGUCGGCGCCGAGCCCAAAGCCCUGGGUGGGAGCCUGGCAGGGACGCGCGCACCAUGCCCUACCUGCUCAUCAGCACCCAGAUCCGCAUGGAGGUGGGCCCUACCAUGGUGGGCGAUGAGCACUCAGAUCCAGAGCUGAUGAGGUAUCUGGGGGCCUCAAAGAGAAGCGUCUUGGGAAACAACUUUUGUGAGUACUUUGUUAAUGACCCUCCUCGCAUAGUCCUGGACAAACUGGAACGCAAGGGCUUCCGUGUGCUGAGCAUGACAGGCGUGGGCCAGACGCUGGUGUGGUGCCUGCACAAGGAGUGACCCUCUCACACUGAGGAGCAGACGGCACACCCCUCUUUUGAGCGGUUGCCAUGGCCCCCGAUCCUGAGUCCCCGCUCACUCACUGCCCGGCCCCUCUCUUCCCAAAUUGUCAUUUUCCUCAGCCCAGCACCACUGGGCAAUGAAUGGCCUUUUCUGAAACUUGCCUCAGCCAGUGGGAGAGGGCAGGGCCCCUGCCCUGGUGCUCCCAGCAGCCCCUCCAGCUUCUGGGCCUGAGAGCCCUGGAGGAGGCCAUGUUCUGUGGGAGCCACGAGAGCCAGGUUGUCCCCGGCCAGAAACUGGGAGCCCGUGAGGAGCAUGGCCCCAGGACUGGGCGGGAGGGUCCUGCGUAGCUAGUCCAAGCCAAUAAAGGACUGUGAUGAGUGGUU
Messenger RNA from Felis catus (domestic cat), 1229 nucleotides. It is a transcript of the gene GCHFR, whose product is annotated as GTP cyclohydrolase I feedback regulator. The transcript has 3 exons. The record is from RefSeq and is a predicted model, not a curated record. Gene Ontology annotation, molecular function: GTP cyclohydrolase binding. Lineage: Eukaryota; Metazoa; Chordata; Mammalia; Carnivora; Felidae. Bases 589 to 843 code for a protein of 84 amino acids. Gene Ontology annotation, biological process: negative regulation of biosynthetic process. Gene Ontology annotation, cellular component: cytoplasm; nucleus.